AUGCUGCACCUCUUUAGGGCCCCCCUAGGGGUUGGCGGCAACACCGCCAGGCCUCUGAGGUGUAUACUCACCUCGCAGCUGUCUGCAGCAGCUGCAGCGCCAGCAGCAGCAACAGCAACAGCAGCAGCAGCAGCAGCAGCACCGGAGAACCUGAUGCUUGAGUCGUGUGCUGCUGCUUCGUGUCCAAAUCCUCGCUGUCUGCACUGUCUCCCGCUUGGGGCUGCCAGAUACCUCAGCAGCAGCAGCAGCAGCAGCAAUAGCAGCAGCAGCAGCAGCAGCAGUAGCAGCAGCAAGUGGCACGCCUCCUUAGGUCGUCGCAGCCGAAGCCGUGACUAUGACCCGCCUCUCCGCUCUGAGUUUGCUGCAGCGGAAAGGCGAGAGCGAAUGCUGCGGUCGCCCUCCACCACAGGGGGUUGGAGUGUCUCCUGGACUCCAUACAAACCCCCUGAAAGAGCAGCAGCAGCACCAGCAGCAGCAGCAGCAGCAGGAGCAGCAGCAGCAGCAGCAGCAAAAGACCCAGAGAAUAGGUUAGGGCUAUAA
Messenger RNA from Eimeria acervulina, 540 nucleotides. RefSeq lists its product as hypothetical. Bases 1 to 540 code for a protein of 179 amino acids. The transcript is spliced from 3 exons. The record is from RefSeq and is a predicted model, not a curated record. Lineage: Eukaryota; Apicomplexa; Conoidasida; Eucoccidiorida; Eimeriidae.